CAAAGGGCGGCGCUCUGCUUCUGCCUGCCCUCACUUUAUAGUCCUCCGGUCAGUGUAAGUCACACACAGAGCCCGUGGCCGCAAUGACUAGCGCUCGCUCUCCGCGGGAAUGAUCUGAUCUGACGGCUGCGGAGAGUCAGCGGUGCUCUGUGAAGUCAUGGCCGCUCAGUGUGAACCCUUAAGCGGAUACUUACAGCAGUCCGACCCGGGCUCCAACAGCGAGCGCAGCGCUGAUUCCCCUCUGCCCGUGUCAGAGGAUGACUCCAGCGGACCCACGGCGCCUCCGGACCCCGAGUGGACCGAGGAGAGGUUUCGAGUGGACCGGAAAAAGCUGGAAAUCAUGCUAUUAGCUGCCACGGAGGGGCGAGUCAACGGAGGUGAGGACUUCUUUCAAAAGGUCAUGGAGGAGACAGAUACUCAGAUUGCCUGGCCUUCCAAGCUAAAGAUCGGUGCGAAGUCAAAGAAAGAUCCACAUAUCAAAGUUAGUGGUAAGAGAGACAAUGUGAAGGAGGCCAAGGAGAAGAUCAUGUCUGUCCUGGACACAAAGAGCAAUCGCGUGACUCUAAAGAUGGACGUCUCACACACCGAGCAUUCACAUGUCAUCGGCAAAGGGGGAAACAAUAUCAAGAAGGUGAUGGAGGACACGGGCUGUCACAUCCACUUCCCCGACUCCAACCGCAACAACCAGGCUGAGAAGAGCAACCAGGUGUCUAUAGCCGGCCAGCCAGGAGGAGUGGAGGCCGCCAGAGCCAGAAUUCGGGAGUUACUUCCUCUGGUGUUGAUGUUCGAGCUGCCAGUCAUAGUACAGCUGAACCCUGACCCCAGCUCUCCUGCCAUCCAGCACAUCUCCCAGACCUACAACAUCUCUGUGGCCUUCAAACAAAGGUCCAGACUCUAUGGAGCAACAGGAGUAGUGCGGGGCUCACAGAAUAAUGCUGCAGCCGUGAAGAGGGGCACAGCGGUGUUACUGGAGCACCUCGCGGGCAACCUGGCCAGCGCCAUCACGGUCAGCACGCAGCUUGACAUCGCGCCCCAGCACCACCUCUUCAUGAUGGGCCGCAACGGCAGCAACAUCAAGCACAUCAUGCAGCGCACAGGAGCGCACGUCCACUUCCCAGACCCCAACUGCCUACAGAAGAAAUCCACCGUCUACGUGCAGGGAACCAUUGACUCUGUGUGUCUGGCUCGCCAUUACCUGAUGGGCUGCCUGCCACUGGUGCUGAUGUUUGAUAUCAAAGAGGACAUCGAGGUGGAACCGCAGUGCAUUACUUCCCUAAUGGAACAGCUUGAUGUGUUCAUUAGUGUCAAACCCAAACCCAAGCAACCCAGCAAGUCAGUGAUAGUGAAGAGUGUUGAGAGGAAUGCUCUGAACAUGUAUGAGGCCAGGCGUUAUCUGUUGGGUUUGGAGAGCAGUGGGGUAUCAGUCCCCACCAGCAGUAGCAGCAGUCCUCCCUCCGCCCCUGCUCCACCUCCACCUCUCAGCUGCCCUGUUGGCCUUGACAUAUUGGCCUCUGCUGGCCUCGGCCUCACCAGCCUGGGUCUGCUGGGACCUCCGACAGUCUCCAUGACAGGACCCUCCACCAACUCCCUUCUAAAUGCUCUCAACAGCUCCAUCAGCCCAUUACAGACAUCCACCUCUGGAACACCCAGCCCCAAUCUCUGGCCCAAUUCACUGGCCAGUCCUGCCAGCUCUCCAGGUUUCUCCUCACACUUGAUGAUCCACCCAGCCACCCAGGCCACUCUAACUAGCAUCUUGCUGUCAGGGGUGCCAGGCUACACCCAGAACACUCCAUCCCCUCCACCUGGUCUCGCCCCCAUAGACGCCCAAGUCAACAUAGUAUCAGACUGCAGUAAAGCCGUGUCCCCUCUUAGUAGCAAACAGCCCAGCACCAUGUACAGCAGAAUGUCUGCAGCGUCUCUGGCAGAUAAAGUUCUGACCGCGGUUCAUGGCGACUCUGUGCAGGAAGCCAGUCCCCACUGUCCUUCUGAACCGCUGUCCAGCAAGUCCAGCCAAGACCAAGGAUCGGAUACGUUUGUGGAGGUGGGCAUGCCUCGAAGCCCCUCUCACUCGGGGAACAGUAAUGAACUGAAGCAGAUGUUGGCGUCUUGUAAGACGACGUCAGGAAAGAGGCAAGCCCUGGAGCUGCUACAAGGCACCAAGAACUCUCUCCUACACUCAGACUGUCUGUUGUCAGACUCGGACUCCAGCGCCUCAGAGAGUCCGGUGGCUGAUAAACGCGCUCCAGGCAGUGAAAGAGCAGCCGAACGGGCCGCUCAGCAGAAUUCAGACAGAAUCCGACUGCCGCCCCAAUCCUCCUUCUCCAGCAUGCAGGCGUUCGACUACGAGCAAAAGAAGUUACUGGCAACCAAAGCCAUGUUAAAGAAGCCAGUGGUGACGGAGGUCCGAACCCCUACUAACACGUGGAGCGGUCUGGGCUUCUCAAAGUCUAUGCCUGCAGAAACCAUUAAGGAGUUGCGCCGGGCAAACCAUGUGUCUUAUAAACCUACCAUGUCAACUACAUAUGAGGGGUCGCCUCUAGCCCUGUCCCGCUCCAACAGUAGAGAGGGGGUGGCGAGUGGCAGUGACUCGGAUAACUGGAGGGAAAGGAAUGGGAGCGGGCUCCCAGGACACAGUGACUUCCCCUCUCCCAUCAGCCCCAAAAGGAAGCAGAACAAAACAGAACACUACCUAAGCAGCAGCAACUACAUGGACUGCAUCUCGUCAGUGACGGGAACUAACGGCUGUAAUCUCAACACAUCGUUCAAAGGAUCAGAUCUGCCUGAGCUCUUCAGUAAACUUGGCCUCGGCAAAUAUACAGACGUCUUCCAACAGCAGGAGAUUGACCUUCAGACGUUCCUCACGCUGACCGAUCAGGACCUGAAAGAGCUCGGCAUCACUACAUUUGGAGCCCGCAGGAAAAUGCUGCUGGCCAUUUCAGAGCUGAACAAGAACCGAAGGAAGCUCUUUGAGCCGCCCAACAUCCGCUCCUCAUUCCUGGAAGGGGGUGCCAGCGGUCGACUGCCACGUCAGUUCCACACAGACAUUGUCAGUGUGAGCGGGCGCUGGUGAUCCCAUGCCAGUGCGCCAAUGGACAGCCUGAAACUGCACAAAUUCCCAUUCCCAACUCCAACCUGAUAUCCAGUACUGGACCAAAACCCGGACCUUCUGAAACUGUGCCAAAUAAACAAAGUCUAUGGAUCAGAGGCUAAGGGUCAAAGAACUGUCGAAUAUUAUAUGCAGUAUGGUACAUUACGCAAUAUGGUACUCAUGUUACAAUGAAGGAUCAUUGGAGCUCCUGCACUGUGCUUGUAUAUGGAGCAGGCAGAU
Carassius auratus (goldfish) is the source of this 3328-nucleotide messenger RNA. Its product is annotated as protein bicaudal C homolog 1-like. Gene Ontology annotation, cellular component: cytoplasm. The record is from RefSeq and is a predicted model, not a curated record. The transcript is spliced from 21 exons. Lineage: Eukaryota; Metazoa; Chordata; Actinopteri; Cypriniformes; Cyprinidae. Gene Ontology annotation, molecular function: protein binding; RNA binding. Bases 158 to 3070 code for a protein of 970 amino acids.